Molecule: messenger RNA, 1278 nt
Organism: Solea senegalensis (Senegalese sole)
Lineage: Eukaryota; Metazoa; Chordata; Actinopteri; Pleuronectiformes; Soleidae
Gene: mrps22
Product: mitochondrial ribosomal protein S22
Exons: 8
Coding region: 22-1062 (346 amino acids)
Cellular component (GO): mitochondrial small ribosomal subunit
Molecular function (GO): structural constituent of ribosome
Source: RefSeq, a predicted model, not a curated record
UCGUGUCGUGGAAUAACAAGCAUGGCGGCGCUCGGUACGGCACGGUGUCUGCUCCGGAGCUACUUCUGUGUCAAACAUGUGCAGAAAAGCCACCGAGCGUUGGUCAAAUGUGGCGUCAGGACACUUUGUAGUGGGACACAAUGCAGCGCCCACUCUGACACUGCAAAGCCCAAGUUUACAGAUGCAGCUGUGCAGGACAUCCUCACCAGGAUUACAGGCCUGGACCUGCAGAAAGUCUUCAGACCCAUUAAGCAAGAGCUGAAACCACCCACCUAUAAACUCAUGACUGAUGAACAACUGGAGCAGGCGGUUGCAGUAGCCACAGAGCAGGCUAAGAAGCUGCUGCAGAUGCCCCCAGUCCUGCAGGAGAGGACGCCCAUCAAUGACGUGCUGUCUGAAGAUAAGAUCCUGGAUGGCAUGGACACGGCUAAAUAUGUCUUCACAGACAUCACCUACAACAUCCCACAUAGGGAGAGGUUCAUUGUUGUGCGCGAGACCAACGGGACUCUUAGGAAGGCGACCUGGAAGGAGAGAGACCGGCUCGUUCAGGUUUACUUUCCCAAAGAGGGACGCAAACUCACAGCACCACUCAUCUUUAAAGAAGAGAAUCUUAAGAUUGUAUUUUGCCAAGACCGUCACGGGGAUGUGUUGGACCUGUGUCUGGUCCAGUUUGAUCCAGAUUCUUCAGAAUUCAUCAGGGUACAUACAGCCACUUAUGAGGAUGUGGAGAAACACGGCAAAUACGAGUUGCUGCACUCCACCAGACACUUUGGAGGCCUGGCCUGGUACCUGGUCACCGCUCGCAGGGUUGACGGGCUCAUAGAGGACAUGCUGAAGAGACAACGACUCCAGGAUGCAGUGAGUCUAGUGUCCCUGUUCCACAUGGUCCAUCCCCACAGUGAGUCAGCACAGGAAGCUGCGAGCCAACAGGCCACUGGCACCGAGCUGCUGAAGGUUUAUGCCCAGAAGGAGUCUCAGAGGUCGGGCUACAUUGAGCUGGUCCUUCAGGCCCAUGAACAGACGGCUGCUGAAGGUUCAGCUGCACGACUGACCUGCUCCUAAAUAGAAAUGUAUGAACUCUACAACGAGGAGGACCAGGGAACCUCAUCACCUGGAAACAAGGUUAACUGUCCUUUCUAUAUUUGGCUCAAUGACAACGUAACCCUUCACAGAACAAGAAGAACAACCUUUGAGACAUUUAUUCAUGUAAAAAUGUGCUUUACACAUAGAGAGACGAGUUAAAUGAUGUACAUUAUAAAAUAAAGCAACAUCUUUGUA